This is a messenger RNA of Pyrus x bretschneideri (Chinese white pear), 2175 nucleotides long. Its product is annotated as putative disease resistance protein At3g14460. The record is from RefSeq and is a predicted model, not a curated record. The transcript has a single exon. Bases 1 to 2175 code for a protein of 724 amino acids. NCBI's taxonomy places the organism in Eukaryota, Viridiplantae, Streptophyta, Magnoliopsida, Rosales, Rosaceae.
AUGCAUGAUGAGAAGUUUAAGAUGUUAUAUGAUGCGAAGCGAUUGCGCACUUUCCUCCCCCUAACAUGUCAAUCACUGCAUGGACAAUUCCAUUUGUCUGCCAAGGUAACAAAUGACCUGUUACCAAGGCUACCAUGCUUGCGAGCCCUCUGCCUAUCACAUUACAACAUCAUGGAGUUGCCUGAAUCAAUUGGAAAUUUGAAGCUUUUGCGGUACUUUGACCUCUCUCACACUUCAAUUCAGAGGUUACCUGAAAAUUUAAGUACCUUAUACCAAUUGCAGACUUUAAUUCUGUCAUGUUGCUCCUCUCUUACCGGGCUGCCAACCAGCAUGCGAAGACUUGUAAACUUGCGCCAUUUGGACAUUAGUCACACCAAACUAAAGGAGAUGCCAAGAAAAAUGAGUAAGCUGAAGUGUCUACAAACAUUAACUGAUUUUGUUGUUGGAGAAACUAGCGAAUGCAACAUUGGAGAGUUGGGUGAGCUCUCUAAUCUUCGCGGAAAACUUUAUAUUUCUAAGCUUCAGAAUGUUGUCCACGAAGAUUAUGCUUUGGAGGCCAAAAUGCAGGAGAAGAAGUACCUCGAUGUGCUAGUCUUCAGUUGGGCUGGUCAUGCUGAUGAUUCACAUCAUGAAAGAAAUGUACUUGAAAGGCUCCAACCUCAUUUGAGCUUGAAAAAACUCACAAUUGAAAAUUAUGGGGGUACAAGAUUUCCAGAUUGGUUAGGGGAUCAUUCCUUCACCAAUAUGGUCACUGUACAUCUUGAAGAUUGUAAAGGGUGUUUCGUUUUGCCAACACUUGGGACGUUACCAUCUCUCAAGGAGCUUUACAUCUCUGGAUUUGACGGGGUAAGGAUGGUAGGUUCUGAGUUUUAUGGUACUUGUUCUUCAGUAAAUAAGCCAUUUAGAUCCCUAGAAAUUUUGAAGUUUGAUGGUAUGUCAGAGUGGCUUGAAUGGUCUGGUUUUGGAGGUGGUGACGAAGUUGGUGCUUUCCCUUGUCUACGGGAGCUCCAUCUGCAACGGUGUCCUAAGCUCAGAGGGGAUUUACCCCACUAUCUUCCAUCUUUGACAUCAGUUUGGAUUUUUGAAUGCCAGCAGCUGGUGGCUUCACUUCCAAGGGCACCAUCUAUCCAUGGCUUGAAGUUCGGACACUGUGAUAUGUGGCAGCUAAAAGAACUGCCAGCUGAGCUGCACUGGCUCAGAAUUGAAGGAUGCCAUGUGCUGGAGUCUAUACCUGGCAACGUGAAGCAAGCGACAUCUUGUCUUCAAGAGUUGUUUAUCUCCAACUGUUCUUCUCUUGCAUCCUUCCCUCGGGAUAGCUUACCUCGUACACUGAAAGCCCUGGAAAUUGAGGGAUGUGGACAGUUAGAUAUUCUUUCUGACUGCUACUAUGCAUCCCUUGAAAGUUUGUCCAUAUGGAGAAGCUGUGAUUCCCUCGAGUUUUUUCCAUUGGACAUCUUCCCAAAAUUAAACAAUCUCAAAAUCCGAAGCUGUAAGAGUUUGAAAUCACUUUCCAUUUCAGGUGAACCUAACCAUGAGCUUCAGUGUUUGAGUUUCUUGGAAAUAUGGGAUUGUCCGAGUUUGGUUUCAUUCCCCGAUAUAGGAUUGCCAGCACCGCACCUGACACAAUUUAGAGCAACAGAUUGUUUGAAGUUGAAGUCGCUGCCUAAGGGGAUGAACAAACUCCUAUCUCUUCAGACCUUGGAAAUAUCCGGAUGCCCAGAACUCAUGUCAUUUCCUGAUGGGGGUUUGCCCUUGAACUUGAAUUGCCUCUAUAUUUGGGAUUGCGACAAACUCAUUGCGCAGCGAUUACAUUGGAAGCUGAAAGCUCUGGUGUCCCUUAAAUGUCUUAGCAUCAUGGGUGGAAAACGGUCUGAUGUGCAGUGUUUUCCAGAGGAGGGGAUGCUGCCCACCUCUCUUACCUCUCUCUCCAUAUGUGGAUUUCCAAAUCUCACAUCACUUGGUAAGGGGCUGCAACAACUGACUGCCCUUGAAAAACUAGAAAUCAGCCACUGCCGCAAGCUCCAAUGUUUGCCGAAAGACGGGAUGAAACAUCUAUCUUACCUCUGCAUCAGAAAAUGUCCUAUGCUGAAACAAAGUUUCCGAAAGGAAAGAGAAGAUUGGCCUACAGUAGAUCACAUUCCCUUCGUAGAGAUUGACAAUCAGCGGAUUUCGUAA